AUGAGCAAUGCCUUCAAGGUCUUCAACUACUCCACCGAUCUUGAUAAGAAUGUCUUCGCCUACAAUGCUGUCAUUGUUGGAUUUGUUGGGAAUGGGCUUUCCUUGGAUGGCUUCUUGGUUUACAAGCGAAUGCGCCAUCUGGGUGUCACUCCGGAUAAGUACACAUUCUCGUGUGUGAUAAGAGCCUGUGUGGAGGAUUUGGAGGUUAAGAAGAUUCAUGGAUUUUUGUUUAAGUUUGGAUUCGAGUUGGAUGUGCUUGUGGGGAGUGCUCUGAUUAAUACUUAUAUGAAAUUUGGGUUGGUGAUGGAUGCACAUGAGAUGUUUGAGGAAUUGCCUCUUAGAGAUUUGGUACUUUGGAACUCAAUGCUCAAUGGGUAUGUAUUUGGCGGUGACUUCGAAUAUGUUUCCAAAUAUGCUGUAUUGGAUGAACCUACCGCUGUGGCUCAACGUUGCCGGAAUAUUCUCCACACCCGUGGGCGCUGCCGGCUGCUGGUGCUGCUAUUGAUGGUCUAA
This is a messenger RNA of Arachis ipaensis, 513 nucleotides long. The record is from RefSeq and is a predicted model, not a curated record. NCBI's taxonomy places the organism in Eukaryota, Viridiplantae, Streptophyta, Magnoliopsida, Fabales, Fabaceae.